AUGCUGUCUUUCGGAAGAAACUGUCUGUUGAUAAUUUUACUGUUUUUAUUUUCUGUUCAACUGUCUCACACCAAGCGAAUUUUUAAGUGUCCUUCAGGCUGCACCUGCACGAAAGAUUCUAUCAUUUGCGUCGGGUCCUCUGUCAUCCCACGGACUAUCCCAAACGACAUCAACUCUCUGAGUAUUGUAAAUGGCAGUUUCCCAGAAAUCAAGGAGGCGAUGUUUGCGCUCAUGCCGUCACUGCAGCUGCUACUGCUCAAUUCUAAUUCACUCACGGCCAUAAGCGAUGAUGCCUUUUCCGGUCUCCCUCAUCUGGAGUACCUAUUCAUUGAGGGAAACAAGAUAGAAACAAUCACCAAAUAUGCCCUCAGAGGAUUACGAGAUGUCACACACCUAUCAUUGGCUAAUAACAACAUGAAAACGCUACCCAGGGGUCUCUUCUCUGAUCUGCAUUCUUUGAUUGAGCUGGACCUGCGCGGUAAUGCAUUUCAGUGUGAUUGUCAGUCUAUGUGGCUAAUGCUCUGGCUGAAGAGAUCCAACGCCACGGUCUCAGACGUCUACUGCGCAGGCCCGGCAGAGAUGAAGGGGGUUCUGCUCAAAGACGUCCCAGAGAAACACAGAAAAUGUGUCACCACCGAUUUCAUCUCCCAUCAGACUCUGCCCACACAAUCCAUGUCAGCUGACAUUUUCACCUAUAAGGACGACAUUUAUGUUGCUAUGGCGGUUCCAAAUUCAGACAGUUGCAUCAUCAUGGAGUGGGACCAUGUCGAGAGUAAAUUCAGGCCUUUUGAUAAUAUCACAGGACGGUCUGUGGUUGGCUGCAAGUCUGUGCUGAUUGAUGAAAAGGCUUUUGUCAUUGUCACCCAGCUGUUUGAUGGCUCCCACAUCUACAAAUACAGUCAGGAACAGAAUAAAUUUACCAAGUUCCAAAAUGUUGAAGCAUCCAAUGUCUCAAAGCCCAACGACCUUGAAGUCUUCCAGAUAGGGGAUGAGUGGUACUUUCUGGUCGUGGACAGUUCCAAAGCCGGCAUGUCUACGCUGUACAAAUGGAACGACACCACCUUCUACCCGUACCAGUUUUUGCACGAGUGGUUUCGCGAUACGGAUGCAGAGUUUGUUGACUCGGACGGCAAAGCGCACCUCAUCCUGACAAGCCGUUCUCAGGUUCCCGUGAUCUACCAGUGGAACAAGAGCACACAGAAGUUUGUUUUUCUUUAUGACAUACCCAACAUGGAUGACAUGGUCAGCGUGAAGGCCUUCCGUGUCAACGGAGCGCUCUAUUUGGCCCUGGCCUGUUACAUCGGUGACUCCAAAGUCCUGAGGUGGACCAACAAAGAGUUUGAGGAGGUGCAGGCCAUGCCGUCACGGGGUGCCAUGGUCUUACAGCCCUUCCAGUUCAAGGGCCAGCAGUACCUCGUUCUGGCUAGCGAUUACUCCUUCUCGCAGGUCUUCCGGUGGGACGAGGAGAACCAGGUCUUCGUCAAGUUCAGAGAGGUGUACGUUCAGUGGCCACGGUCGUUCGCACCGCUGUCCACCGACCACCGCGACUUUCUGCUCGCCACCAGUUUCAAGGGCAAAACGAAAGUUUUUGAACACAUCUCUGUCGACUACAGCUCUUGA
Messenger RNA from Chanos chanos (milkfish), 1620 nucleotides. RefSeq names its product leucine-rich repeat LGI family, member 2b (gene lgi2b). NCBI's taxonomy places the organism in Eukaryota, Metazoa, Chordata, Actinopteri, Gonorynchiformes, Chanidae. The record is from RefSeq and is a predicted model, not a curated record. Gene Ontology annotation, molecular function: protein binding. Gene Ontology annotation, biological process: inhibitory synapse assembly. The coding region runs from base 1 to 1620 and encodes 539 amino acids. The transcript has 8 exons.